GCGGGCCGUGAGAGGACGCCGUGCGCUGGUGCUGGCAUCUGGAGCGUGGGGUCGUCGGCGUCAUGUCGCGAUUGAUCGUGAAGAACCUCCCAAAUGAGAUGAAGGCAGAGCGUUUCCGGCAGCUUUUCGCCGCCUUCGGCACGCUGACCGACUGCAGCCUGAAGUUCACCAAAGAUGGCAAGUUCCGCAAGUUUGGUUUUAUUGGCUUCAAGUCUGAGGAAGAGGCCCAGGCAGCGCUGAGCCAUUUCAACAGGAGCUUUAUCGACACGUCCCGGAUCACAGUAGAGUUCUGCAAGUCUUGGAGAUCUGAUGAAGCCUGGAGCAAACAUGCCCAGAAACCCAGCCAGGCCAAGCAGCCAUACGACUCUGUUCCCCCAGAUGCUAAGAAAGACCACAGCAAGAAAAUAGUGCCAAGCGAACUGGAGAAGCUGAAGGAAGAUGGCGACUUCCAGGAGUUCCUGUCCAUUCACCAGAACAGGGCCCAGGUGGCCACGUGGGCCAACGAUGCUCUGGACACUGAGCCCCCGAAAGGGAAGAACAAGCCAGCCAGUGACUAUCUGAACUUUGACUCCGCCUCCGGGCAGCAGAGCGAGGAGGAGCAAGAAGAGGAACAAGGCCUGCAGCCAAAGGCAGCUGUGCAGAAGGAGCUGUCAGACAUGGACUACCUGAAAUCCAAGAUGGUGCAAGCUGAGGUGUCCUCCUCAGAAGGGGAGGAGGACGAGGACAGUGAAGACGAGGCAGUGAACUGUGACGAAGGCAGUGAGUCCGAGGAGGAGGAGGAAGAGGAGGGCUCCCCUGCUGCUCCAGCCAAGCAGGAGUGUGCAAGCCAGGGAUCCCUGCCUGGGAGCAGAAGGCCUCAGGAGGCUGCAGACAAGGCAGGGAAACCAGCCCACCAGAAGGAUCCCACCACUCCCUACACUGUGAAGCUACGAGGAGCCCCGUUCAACGUCACCGAGAAAAAUGUUAAGGAAUUCCUGGCACCCCUGAAGCCAGUGGCCAUUCGAAUAGUGAGAAACGCUCACGGGAACAAAACAGGGUACAUCUUUGUGGAUUUAAGCAGUGAAGAGGAAGUGAAGAAAGCUCUGAAAUGCAACCGGGAAUACAUGGGUGGACGCUACAUUGAAGUGUUCAGGGAGAAGCAGGUUCCCACGGCCCAGGGACUCCCAAAGAGCAACACCAAAGUCUGGCAGGGCCGCACCCUUGGGGAGCAUGAGGAGGAGGAGGAUCUGGCUGACUCAGGGAGACUCUUCGUACGCAACCUGUCCUAUACCAGCUCUGAGGAGGACCUGGAGACACUCUUCUCUGCCUAUGGGCCCCUGUCAGAGCUCCACUACCCCAUCGACAGCCUGACCAAGAAGCCCAAAGGCUUUGCCUUUGUCACCUACAUGUUUCCUGAGCACGCUGUGAAGGCCUAUGCCGACGUGGACGGGCAGGUGUUCCAGGGCAGGAUGCUCCACGUCCUGCCGUCCACCAUCAAGAAAGAAGCCAGCCAGGAUGCUGACACCGCAGGCUCCUCGUACAAGAAGAAGAAGGAAGCCAAGGACAAAGCCAACAGCUCCAGUUCUCACAACUGGAACACGCUGUUCAUGGGGCCGAAUGCUGUGGCCGACGCCAUUGCUCAGAAGUACAAUGCCACCAAGAGCCAAGUGUUUGACCAUGAGACCAAAGGUAGUGUGGCCGUGCGGGUGGCCCUGGGUGAGACCCAGCUGGUCCAGGAAGUCCGGCGCUUCCUCCUUGACAACGGUGUCUGUCUGGACUCAUUCAGCCAGGCUGCCGCGGAGCGGAGCAAGACGGUGAUUUUGGCCAAGAACCUGCCGGCAGGCACCCUGGCUGCGGAGCUGCAGGAGGCCUUUGGCCGCUUCGGCAGCCUAGGCCGCGUGCUGCUGCCUGAGGGUGGUGUCACGGCCAUCGUGGAGUUCCUGGAGCCCCUGGAGGCCCGCAAGGCCUUCAGGCACCUGGCUUAUUCCAAGUUCCACCAUGUCCCUCUGUUCUUGGAGUGGGCUCCAGUUGGUGUCUUUGGUGCAGCCCCACAGAAGAAAGAGUCCCACAUCACCCCAGCAGAACCACUGGAAAAGGACCACGUGCCACCAGAAACAGCAGCAGAUGGUGAGACCCCAGAAGGUAAGAAGGCAGCUGAGGAAGGAGCAGAGGCCCCCACAGCCAAGAUGGAGGAAGAAGAGGAGGAAGAGGAAGAGGAAGAGGAGAGCCUUCCUGGGUGCACCCUGUUUAUCAAGAACCUCAACUUCAGCACCACGGAGGAGACACUGAGGGAGGUGUUUUCCAGAGUGGGAGCAGUGAAGAGCUGCUCGGUGUCCAAGAAGAAGAACAAAGCAGCGUCCAGAGUGUUGGGGGUGUAG
Messenger RNA from Jaculus jaculus (lesser Egyptian jerboa), 2357 nucleotides. RefSeq names its product probable RNA-binding protein 19. The record is from RefSeq and is a predicted model, not a curated record. NCBI's taxonomy places the organism in Eukaryota, Metazoa, Chordata, Mammalia, Rodentia, Dipodidae. Gene Ontology annotation, molecular function: RNA binding.